Messenger RNA from Corticium candelabrum, 2455 nucleotides. RefSeq names its product protein-arginine deiminase type-1-like. The record is from RefSeq and is a predicted model, not a curated record. Gene Ontology annotation, molecular function: calcium ion binding; protein-arginine deiminase activity. NCBI's taxonomy places the organism in Eukaryota, Metazoa, Porifera, Homoscleromorpha, Homosclerophorida, Plakinidae. The transcript is spliced from 8 exons. Gene Ontology annotation, cellular component: cytoplasm. The coding region runs from base 265 to 2280 and encodes 671 amino acids.
CUAAGGCGAGACUAAUGAUCCCGUAAUAAGUGGCGAUCUGCGAGGGGACAAAGAAAACGUAGUCGAUCGCUAGACCAUUUGUACCUCGUCCGCAAAUAUCAGAGGUUAGACCUUCGUGUUUCUGCGAAGAUUUUUUGGUCGUCGGACAGCGAGAGUAACCGUACACUCAUGCCACCUCAAACGUUUAUCCUAACUCGAUAAUCGCUUAAUAAAAUUGUGACAGUACGAAAGAAUCAAGUAACGACGCAUGCGUCGUCUGCAAACAUGUCUCUCUGGGAUCGCGUCGUUCGUCUUCGUCUCAAUCCCAUCUUUGCAACAACCGAUUCUGCGCAGAAGGAGCUGUUGGUCAUCGGAAACAGACUCGAAGUGCCUUUCGACGCCUUUUACUCUGCAGUGCCUGCUGACGUUACCAAAGUAAGCGUCUCGUGGUCGCACGGUCUGGACGUCACACUGCCAGACUCCAACAGCACGUCUGAAGAGAAUGUAAUCGACUACAAUCAAGGAGUGGUCGUGCACGUUGCUUCGCGCACUCCGAGCGAGACGAUUGGUGAUCGCAAGGUGGCUUUUCGCUUCUUGGAUUCGUCUCUGACAGAGUUGGCAACUGCACAGAUUGCUGUCACAGUCAUCGGAUUGUCUAUUCACGCCGACUUCACAAGAGAUGGCAAAGUGAACUAUGGCAGUGACAUAGACAAACUGACAUGGAAAUGGGGAUCGAAUGAAAAUGGUGGAAUCGGUGCCAUUAUUUUAGUCAACAAUGACGCUGAUGGUCGUCGCAAGAGGACAGAUGUAGAUGAUGACAAAAUCAAUGGGCCACUUGAUCUUCAAGAUAUGAGCAAGAUUGGAGUUAAGAUGUCAGGACCAAAGGAUCUACCUCACGAUUACCGUAUUCUUCUCCACACAAAUGAUGAUACUUCACAGAAAAUAAGAGUGUUUGAAUUCAGUCGGCGUGGUCGCACGUCAUCAGAGGUUAUUGGUCCUGCAAGAGCAUCAAAAGAUAUCACACGAAUGUGGAAAGGAAAUGAAAAGGUGGAGCUUGUUGUGGAGGGUUUGGACUACCCAGAUAUUGGUUUUGAUGGCUCUGGAUACAUUCAUUUGUCUGUCAUUGAGGACUACAUGACUAUCUACCAGGAUAGCUUUGUGUUCCGAAUGGCACCAUGGAUUAUGACUCCCAACACCCUCAAGCCUAAGAAGGUCUUUGUAGCCGAAAUGAAAAGUGGCGACAAUUCUAAAUUUAUCAAUGAAUUGAAGCAACUCGUCAAAGCUGCAGGCGUGCCUCUUGAAGUUGUUGGCCCAAAACUGAACAAACGAGAUCGAUGGAUGCAGGAUGAGAUAGAGUUGGGAUACUCUAGUGCACCACACAAAACCUUUAGCGUCGUACUUGAUUCUCCUCGUGAUCGUGGCCUCAAGAAGUACCCAAAAUCUCAGUUGUUGGGACCUGAUUUUGGAUAUGUAACUCGAGGUGGAGGUAAAGCAAAUUCACUGGACUCGUUUGGAAAUCUGGAAGUGAGUCCACCCGUUGAGGGUUACCCACUGGGAAGGAUCAUUUUUGGUGGUCCAACUGACUACUAUCCAGAGAGACGCAUGAUGAAAGAAGUAAGAGAUUUCUUGUUAGCACAACGAGUACAAGCACCUAUUCAAAUAUUUUCUGACUGGCUGUCAGUCGGUCAUGUGGAUGAAUUCAUGUCAUUUGUUCCGGCUGACAAGUCAAAAUAUCCCAAAGGAUUCAAGAUGUUGCUUGCAAGUCCUGCUGCUUGCUACAAAUUGCUUGAAGAGCUGAUUCGUGAUGGCCAUGGAGACAAGAAAAUGUUUCAAGGCCACAGGCGCUGGACUAGUGAGGAUGCAACGACCACAGCAAAUGAGUUGGUGGAAGAUAAACGUUUGCGCAGAGAGAAUAAGACAAUACAGGGCCACAUAGACUGGAAUCGAGAUGUCUUGAAGCGAGAGCUAAAGUUAGAUGAGUCUGAUAUCAUUGACCUGCCAGCUCUAUUCACCAUGGAAGAAGGUGGUGCCGGAGCCUACUUCCCUGACAUGGUCAACUUGCUGGUCCUUGACACCCAUCUUGGUAUUCCCAAACCAUUUGGUCCCAAGGUUCGUGGUAAGUGUGCCUUCGAGACACACGUCAACUCCUUGCUCAAUCCUCUGGGUCUCACAUGCCAUUACAUUGAUGAUUGGGAUUCAUAUCAUGUGCUGAGUGGUGAGGUGCACUGUGGUACGAAUACACUUCGGACACCAUUUGAACAUAAAUGGUGGGAGAUUCAACCUGCAGCCAGAGUAGAGUGACUUCUCAAAAACUGGUUAGGUCUGGUAUGUCGUGAGAUGCUGUUUGACAUAAUUCAGGCCUGGGGCCGAUGUUGAACAUGGUUUGCUGUCUAAUGUAGCUGUAGUCGUUAAGCUGUUCAAAUUAACUAAACUGGAUGUUAAAAAGAAGUGUGUUGUGAGUAUUCUUGUCACAGUG